UCACCAGGUUUCGUGUGAACACUGACAUCAAACUGCAGACUAAGAGCUGCGUGAUGGCCACGUUCGCGAUCAACUCCUUACUGGACUACAAAACAGAAAAAUACAUUGUUACAAAAAACAAGGCAGUCGGAGUUUUGCACAGACUUUUUCAGUUAUCUGUCAUUGGUUACAUAAUAGGGUGGGUUUUCAUAGUCAAGCAAGGCUACCAGGAGAUAGAUGAUGCCAUCCAGAGUUCUGUCAUAACUAAAGUGAAGGGAACUGCGGUGACCAACACCAGUGAAUCUGGUCUGCUUGUGUGGGGACCUGAGGAGUAUGUCAUCCCCCCACAGGGUGAAGAUGUUCUGUUUGUUGUAACCAGCUUCUUAGAGACACCAAACCAGAAGAUGGGUUACUGUGCUGAGAUUUGAUGAAUGGCAGCGGUGAUGAUCAGGUCGUUGUCUCAGUUGUAAUUGCAGGUCAUUUGACAGACUCUGGCCCAAAGAAACAUUUGCCAUCAAAUAAAACAAUUCUUCUAAACGUGCCCUUGUUUUACUGACAACGGAAAUAUUGCCUCUCCUGUUGAUUUCACUUUCACUUUAACCUUUCACCUGCCAGCCCAAUUUUUCUAGCAUGCACCACACCACAGACAGUUUCCUCUUGCAAGUACGGGUCAGAUAGAGUGUGUCAUACUGUGUUGCAAGUAAAUGAUGUUAACUGUAAAGAGGGUGUCCACUAUUUAUUUAGGGAUUUGUUUCAUUUUGUCUGUUACUUACAGGGAAAAACCUCAAAACUCUCAAUAAGUGAUUACAUGAGAUAAGUAACAUCAUAAAGUGCCAGAAUGUGGAAGAAUGAUAUUUUAUGAAACUAUUUUAUCACUCUGCAUGUGAAUAUAACAGACUGUGGAGGCUUCCUCCAGUCCUUCAUGGCCCACCUGACAACAGCGUGAUGUGUUUAAACUUAUGCACAUUGGUUUGUGGCUGACCUGUAAUUCCUCUCCUGCAUGGUAACAUAUUGCUUGCACGGUAGCAGAGAAGUGUUUUCCUCACACCUCUUAACCCAUUUUGUCACCUCCACCAUCAUCAUCAUAUGAGUGUGUUUGUGUGUGUGUGUCACUAUUCAUGAUUUAUUUUAGCUCACAAUAUACAGUAUGUAAACCCAAAAGACUCUCUUGGUUGCCUGAAUGAUAGUCAUCGGCUAAAAAGAGCCAAACAAACAGCCAUAAAAAUCUGCUCUUAUCUCACGCUUGCAGGGGAGCCUUUUGGUAUCAUGCAGCAUGUGCCAUUUUUAACGGUCAAGUUCUAGUAAAAUAGAAAUUUUCUAAUCUAUCAUAAAAAAAGCACAGACAUGCAUCCAUUUAACACCCUUAGCUUCAUUUGACUUUCAUUUUCACCAUGUUGCUAGAAUACAGAAAUCUUCUAUUUUAUAUUAAGAUAUUCUUGGAUACUAACAAGUUCUGACUGCUUUAAAUAUACUGAAAUUGACUUUUUGUGUUAUAUUUGUAAAUUCCGACUUUGUAUCUCUUAUU
Oreochromis niloticus (Nile tilapia) is the source of this 1504-nucleotide messenger RNA. RefSeq names its product P2X purinoceptor 5. The record is from RefSeq and is a predicted model, not a curated record. Gene Ontology annotation, biological process: calcium ion transmembrane transport. Lineage: Eukaryota; Metazoa; Chordata; Actinopteri; Cichliformes; Cichlidae. The coding region runs from base 54 to 407 and encodes 117 amino acids. The transcript has 4 exons. Gene Ontology annotation, cellular component: plasma membrane. Gene Ontology annotation, molecular function: extracellularly ATP-gated monoatomic cation channel activity.